UCUAAGCAUCCAUUACUAUGUAUACACACAUAUCUCUGUCUGCUCUCAAGCCAGUAUGUUAAGGUCAAGUUCACGUUGUUUAUUGGAGUAGGACAUCAUAGGAACAUGCUAGAUUGUUUCUACAACAGGGUAUCCGGUUGAUGUGAUAUGCAGAAAAUGUCGAAGUUUAAGGAUGACUAUGAUAUUAAAGGGAGCGAUUCGGAAGAAAAACUUCCACUGCGUAGACGGAUGUCGUCAGGCGACCUUCCAUUGAAGACGUUAGCUGUUUGGUCGGGUGACAUUCGUUUGAAAACAUUAGCUCUGACGCCGGAUGACUUGUUGACCCCGGAAGAGAGUUUCUAUAUUGGGAGAGUCUGUUGUUCAGCCCAUUCGUCCGAUUGUAAGGAUGACGGUACAGAAAGUCGACAUCACAUCCGAUUGACGGAGGUAGCACCCUCACACAGCAGUAUAAUAGGAGGAAUCAACCAUGAUGAUUGGAAACCCUCUUUGGGGCUUUAUACCUCAAAAAAGCAAGGUCAUAACCUUAACAAGUCAUGCUCCAAACGCAUUAGGUCAUACUACAAGGCUCAAGAUGAGUUGAUCGAGGCGUACGAGGAGAUCCAGUUGGAGUUGGACGACGCCAUAGACAAUGCUGAAGUUGCGACGAAACUCCGUCGUAAAGCAGUCUUCUACGCUAAGCUUAGUCUAUUUAUCAACGUGCUCCUGUUUGCGGCCAAGACGAUAGCGUCUAUUUUGUCGGGCUCGAUCUCCAUUAUUUCUAGUCUAGUGGACAGCUUUGUUGACCUGGCAGCAGGGUUGGUCAUCUGGAUUACAGCCAGGAUGGUCAAGCGGAGAGACCCGUAUGUUUACCCUCAAGGUAGAACAAAACUUGAGCCUAUUGCCAUCAUUAUUCUAUCUGUGAUUAUGAGUUUUGCUUCCCUCCAAUUAAUCCGUGAGUCUGUGGAGAUGGUAUUUGGCUUACACGAUCUCAGCGCUGUCCCUCCAACGGUCGACAUUACUACCAUUGUCAUCACAGGGUCAGCAAUAGUGACUAAGCUUGUCCUAUUCCUACUCUGCCGCCGUAUACGCAGUCCAAGCGUGCAGGCUCUGACCCAGGACCACAGGAACGAUGUUGUCUCCAACAGCUGCGCUCUAAUCUUUGGCUACCUAGGUUCUCAGCAACUGUUAAACAAGACUGGGGAAUACGGCUUGGUGUAUAUGGACCCCAUAGGGGCUGUGAUCAUUUCGAUAUACAUCAUAAUUAGCUGGUGUAUAACCGGCUAUACUCAAAUUAAGCAUCUGACUGGACACACUGCCAAGCCGGACUUUUUGAAGAAGUUGACGUGGAUAUGUGUGAACCAUCACCACAAAGUUCAAUUUGUCGACACCGUGAGGGCGUUCCACUUUGGUAGCAACUUUCUGGUUGAAGUGGACAUCGUGCUUGCAGAAGAAAUGAAACUGGUUGAAGCCCAUGAUAUCGGGGAAUCUCUCCAAAAGAAACUUGAGCGCUUGUCGGAAGUUGAGAGAGCUUUUGUACAUUUAGAUUACGAAUAUGAACAUAAGCCAUCAAGUGAACAUAAGACUGUCUAGCCGUAAAUAGAACCAUGAUAUCAGGAAUGUUUGAUAAGACUAUUAUAUGUAUUUAGUUAGUUGCAUGUUUGUAAUUUCACUUAUAAUUUGUAUACGUUAUCAUGAUAUCGAUACUUUUCUGAUUAUCAUUUAUUUUACUUAAUCAAGUAAGACAAUUUACGCCAAAUAAUGCCUUACCACUCCAAUACUAGUUAUCGGUUGUAUAUGGUUCGUUCGCUUUGUUUUUAUGUUAGGUACCGUUCAGUACAUCUGAAAUAUUUUAUUUAAACGUCUUCACACUUUCGAGCGUUCAAUAUUGACUACGGGUUAACAGGAGCAAAGAUCUUGUUAAGUAGAGAUCACUUUGUUCGUCCGUUAAUGAGGAUGAUACGUGCGUAUCAUUACUUCUAAUCGAUUCAAUAUUUUGUUAUAAACAUAGAUAUACGUGACAAAUAUGGACUGGACGUAGUUGUAUCUUUUAGCACUUUCAAGUCACUACCCAAAAUAACUAGCUCAUGUUGAGAGAUCAGAAUUCAGUACAAUGAGUCUGACCCAUAACUCUGUUCGCAUCAGUAUUGCGUUACCCCCAAAAGUAAUAGGUUGAUGCUUUGUGCAAGUUCCACGUAAGUUAUCACCUAUCACCUAAUAAUCCAGAUAACAGCUGUAAAAUAUUUUUGUUGCUUUAUAGUGAUGUUAUUUUACUUCAAAAGCUUAUAAUCUGUCGUUCUCUGUUGCUAUAUGCAUAGUAAGCAAAGCUUACCAAGAGAAAAAUUGCGUACAUUAGUGAGGCUUACCGCUUACUUCUUUUUUUUUUACCUGUUUCGGGUUCUUGUUGGUGUUGUUGUUAUCGUUUAAAAUUAGCUAAAUGAAAAACAGGUUUGGUCAUAUUUUAACAUUUAAUAUUCACGUUACCUGUUUAAAGUAAUGUAAAAUCUAAUUAAAGUUAAGGAAAAGCAACUUAUUUUGAUUGUUCUUCGUUUAAUGUUGUUGAUAAAGAUCUAUUAUAAUUCCUUUUUAGAAGAGUUUUCAAAACCUUUACGUUUAGUUUGUGAUGUUUCUUGAAAAUUCAAUUUGCAAACUGUAAGGUUACAUAAUGUACUUUAAUGUAAACGAUUGACAAGAUGAAAAUUCUUCUCAUUUGCCAAAUGGAUGGUGCUAUAUUAAAAUGAAGAAUAGUUCUCCUUAACAAAAAAGGCUGUGAUUACACUGAUGAUCCUAUUUUGUAUUUAUGUGAACAUUUGAUAUUGGUACAUGUAGGAGUUAAGUAUGUGCUUUGCUUCUGUUUUGGAAAUAUCGUUCACUACGGAUGAAGCCAGAAAUAAAAAAAAAAUAUCGAUACAACGUUAAGCUUGUUUCCCACAACAAUGCAAAAUCAUAGAUGAAUCAUUAGGCCAUGAUAAUGACUGUAGCGUAACAUUUUACAAUAGUAUUGAGGCCUUCUAAGAGGAACUCUUGCUAGGUGAUUGUCAGGUUGAGUAUUGGUUCCAUGAAUUCUUUCUUUUCAAAAUACAAUGUGUAUGAUUGCUAAAAUUAAAAGCAAUGACAAGAUAGUUUAGUUCCUAUCUCUGCUCGUUAGUGAAUUUAUAAAUUAUCCAUUGUUGAUCAGAAUAGACAAAAGCUGGAACCGAGCAGACAUCAAAAGAAAUCAUAAGGAAAUGGCAUUUUUUGUUUAUUUCAUCUGAAUACUUCAAUAGCGUAGUUGAUAGCACCCGACAAAACUUUAGAAACACAAACUCAUUAAAGAAAAAAGUUGUAAAAAGUUCACUUUAACGAGACGGAAAGUUCUGUAUAUAUGUUAUAUAUAUAGCUUGUCAUGAUCUGAUUGAAUGCAUUUAUCUUAUUAAGAAUUAAAUAAAAAUUAAUGAGACAA
This is a messenger RNA of Mizuhopecten yessoensis (Yesso scallop), 3418 nucleotides long. Its product is annotated as metal tolerance protein 11-like. Gene Ontology annotation, cellular component: membrane. Gene Ontology annotation, molecular function: monoatomic cation transmembrane transporter activity. Gene Ontology annotation, biological process: transmembrane transport; monoatomic cation transport. The record is from RefSeq and is a predicted model, not a curated record. Bases 148 to 1569 code for a protein of 473 amino acids. Lineage: Eukaryota; Metazoa; Mollusca; Bivalvia; Pectinida; Pectinidae. The transcript is spliced from 10 exons.